AAAUUCAAACAGACGCCUUGUCCAGCGGCAUGUUGUUGGAUCAGACUUAAAACUAGUAAAGAAUCUUUUUUUCAGCGAACCUGCAGUCUUCCGGUGAUGCGGUGCAAAGAGGCGUUGUAAUUCCUUGAGAGCGCACCAAGCUUAUAACAAGUAGGCUACACACAUGCAGCACACACUAUUUCUGGCGGACUGACGCAAACUUUUAGAAUAGUAAACAAAUACGACUACAGAGCCCGAAGCUGAGUGCAAACAGCAUCAGUGCGCGUAAUCACUCCGCGCAGGUUGGUUGGAGCGUCAGAGCGGACCGGCCAAGUGUUUUGGAACUCCGCUAUUUCGAUGAGCAACAACCGGGAGAAGAGCUUAUGCGCAAUUCUUCCGUUAGACUAUGCCUUCCCCAGCUCGGGGAGACGUCGCAUCGGGGACUGGACAGUCAGAGGACGGAACAGCAGAGAGCUACGGCCGGGAAAGAGGGGAGAGUGGACGCCUCGUGUGCGCUCUGGAGAUGGAGAUGACAAACCGCAGCACGCACAGUGACUCCAAACGAGACUGCGUAAAUUGCGAUGGUUUGAUCAAGCAAAACUGCGGGGACUCGGCAGAAGUUUCAGUGCCACUGUCACUUCCCGGGAAGCGCACUCAUAUGGAGGGAGAUGAUCUCUACAGACUACGGGAUAGAAAGCUCUUAAUAGAGGACAGAAAGCGCGUUUGUGCGUGGGCUUUGGGCACAGCUCUGCUCGGGAUACUGCUCAUGAUAAUCCACGCCGAAAUAUGCCCCUAUGUUAAUGUACCGGGCUCAAAAGUCUCCUUAAUCAUCAGCUGUUCCAUUAGCCUGUCCACUGCGUGUCUCCUGAUCCUCAUUGUAGCCUUCCAUUAUAAGGACAUCAGGCUGUUCAUCAUUGACCACAACCAGGUGGACUGGCGUAUUGCAAUGACUAGUCACAGGGUUCUUGUGAUCGCCCUGGAGCUGUUGGUCUGUGUUAUCCAUCCUGUAGGAUCAUACUGGGAGGUGGGCCAACAUGACAACUCUUCCUAUGCUGCUCCACUCUGUGUUUCCAAUCACCAUGGGAAGGCCCUGCUGGACAUGGAACUGUUACUAUCAAUGCUGAUGUUCCUCCGUCUUUACUUGGUGCACAGAGCCAUCCUGCUGCACAGCAAAGUGCUACUGAGUGCCUCUUACAGGAGCAUAGGAUCGCUCAACAAUAUCAACUUCACCUUUCGCUUUGUCCUCAAGGUACUGAUGAACAAACACCCAGCACGAACGUUGCUGGUCUUCAUCCUCCUCUUCUGGCUCACUGCAUCUUGGAUGCUUACUUUGUGUGAAAGGCAGACCCAAGCAUCGACCGGGCACAUGGAUACGGCUCUGUGGCUCAUAGUCAUCACCUUUCUCACGGUGGGCUACGGGGAUGUGGCACCCAACACCAGCUGUGGCAAAGCAGUUUGUCUCUUCACUGGUGUCAUGGGUGUAGCUUGCACUGCCAUGCUGGUGGCCAUCAUGACAGAGAAGCUGGCUUUGAACAAAGGAGAGAAACAUGUGCACUUCUUCAUGCUGGACAUCCAGAUCUCUAAAAGGAUCCGCCAUGCUGCUGCUAAUGUUCUUAGAGAGUGUUGGCUUCUGCAUCGUGCAAACCUGCCAAAGGGCAACCACGGCGAACACCGAAGACACCAGAGAUGCCUUCUGGAAGCCAUCAGAGUAUUUCGACAUUUACGCCUCAAGCAAAGAAAACUCAGAGAUUAUGUCAGUCAGAUGGUGGACCUUCCAAAGAUGCAGAUGAUCAUGUGUGACCUCAGUGCCAACUGGAAUAACUCGUAUCGGGAGCUGGAGCAGCGCAUCCUCUCCAUGGAGCAGAAGCUGGAUGAGCUAAGUCGCUGCUUCCAGCAAACAUCUGAGCUGCUGUCUGAGGUUCUGCAUCACCGCAGCCCAGUAGUCAGGUGACAUAGCACCAAACACUCAUAUGUAGAGCUUUCUUCUACAGUACCCAUGAUGAAUCCUCCACACCCAGAGCUGCUCCAGACUCUUGACAUGCGGAAUCAUUUGGAAGACUGGCAUACCUGCUCAAGAUCUCAUCCUCUGCUCCUGUGCUGAGUGCACUAUGCAAACAUUCAUUGCUGUAAAAUUACAGAGACCAUCAGAGUAAAUUUUGCUAUUUUUAUGCUUUCAGUAGAUCCAUCUGUGAUAAAGCACAACAACUAAACUGAUCUCAAACAAGGAUUGUGGAGGAUUUUGUAAAAAUAUCAGUUUAAACUGCUUUACAUAUGAUUUUAUUGAUAUACACUAUUACUGUCUGAUUCCUGUGGAAUGUGUUUUAGUUUAAUUUUAUUGUAAGUUCUUUGCAAUAAUUUACACCCAUAACCUAAUCCGUUUUGGAAAAACCGCUCAUAAACCUUUUUUUUUUAACCAGUUAGCAGACUGCUUAAUGGUUAAAAAGCUGAUUAUUGUUUAUAAACUCUAAUGAAAUACAAAAUAUCUAACAGGUCCUCAUUAUUUCUGCUUUUCUUAAGCAAUCGAAAGGAAGUGGGACUGAAAUUGGACAAAGAAGAAACAAAUUUUCAAGAAUUAGUAACAAUUUUUUUUAUUUCCAACUGUAAACGUGUGGGACACCAGUGGUUGUCAACCAAAAUGUAAUGUGUACAUUGAAGGUUGUAAUUGUCUGAUACAGGAAAAACAUCUGAUAGUUUACACCAGUUGAGAAAAAUGACAGGGGAGUCCAGCCUGAAACGACAGCUUAACUGCUCCCU
Molecule: messenger RNA, 2733 nt
Organism: Melanotaenia boesemani (Boeseman's rainbowfish)
Lineage: Eukaryota; Metazoa; Chordata; Actinopteri; Atheriniformes; Melanotaeniidae
Gene: kcnn4
Product: potassium intermediate/small conductance calcium-activated channel, subfamily N, member 4
Exons: 9
Coding region: 386-1930 (514 amino acids)
Biological process (GO): potassium ion transmembrane transport
Cellular component (GO): neuron projection; plasma membrane; neuronal cell body
Molecular function (GO): intermediate conductance calcium-activated potassium channel activity; calmodulin binding; small conductance calcium-activated potassium channel activity
Source: RefSeq, a predicted model, not a curated record